GCGGCAGCCUGGCGGCGGCGGGCGACGAGGCCUGCGGCGGCCUGCGCGGCGUCCCGGCCGCCCUCGGCAACAACACGCACCAGUGCGUCUUCGACGAUCUCAGCGGCUCCGUGUCGCUCUCCUGGCUGGGAGACAGCACAGGAGUUAUCCUUGUCCUGACCACGUUCCAGGUGCCCCUGGUGAUCAUGAGUUUUGGACAGUCCAAACUCUACCGGAGCGAGGACUACGGGAAGACUUUCAAGGACAUCACCGACCUCAUCAAUAACACGUUCAUCCGGACCGAGUUCGGCAUGGCUAUCGGCCCGGAGAACUCGGGAAAGGUCAUUCUAACGGGCGACGUGUCCGGAGGGAGCCACGGUGGCAGGAUCUUCCGCUCGUCCGACUUUGCCAAGAACUUCAUGCAGACAGACCUGCCCUUCCACCCCUUGGUGCAGAUCCUGUACCACCCUCAAAACUCGGACUACCUGCUCGCCCUCAGCACUGACAACGGCCUCUGGGUGUCCAGGGACUUUGGGGAGAAGUGGGAGGAGAUCCACAAAGCCGUCUGCCUGGCCAAGUGGGGCGCUAAUGACACCAUCUUUUUCACCACCUACCUGAACAACUCUUGCAAAGCUGAUCUCGGGCUAUUGGAGCUAAAGAAAACCUCCGACUUCGGCAAAGCCUUCAAGGUCAUCGGCACCAAGAUCUACUCCUUCGGCCUGGGGGGGCGCUUCCUUUUCGCCUCCGUCAUGACAGAGAAGGGCAACACGAGGCGCAUUCACGUCUCGCUCGACCAAGGCAAAACCUGGAAUAUGGCCCAGCUGCCCUCCGUGGGCCACGAGCAGUUUUACUCCAUCCUGGCUGCCAACGAGGACCUGGUGUUCAUGCACGUGGAUGAACCAGGAGAUACAGGUUUUGGCACCAUCUACACCUCUGAUGACCGAGGCAUCGUGUACUCCAAGUCCUUGGAGCGGCACCUCUACACCACCACUGGCGGGGAAACAGACUUCACCAACGUCACCUCGCUGCGGGGCAUCUACAUCACCAGUGUCCUCUCAGAAGACAACUCCAUCCAGUCAGUGAUCACCUUUGACCGUGGCGGUGAGUGGGUACCGCUGAGGAAGCCAAAAAACACCACGUGUGACUCCACAGCAAAGAACAAGGAAGAGUGCAGCCUCCACAUCCACGCGUCCUACAGCAUCUCCCAGAAGCUGAACGUGCCCAUGGUGCCACUGUCCGAGCCCAACGCCGUCGGCAUCAUCAUCGCCCACGGGAGCGUCGGGGGGGCCAUUUCGGUGAUGAGCCCGGAUGUCUACAUCUCGGACGACGGGGGCUACACGUGGGCACGGAUGCUGGAGGGGCCGCAUUACUACGCCAUCCUGGACUCCGGCGGCCUCAUCGUAGCCAUCGAACACACCAGCCAGCCCAUCAACGUGAUCGAGUUCUCCACAGACGAAGGCCAGUGCUGGUAUAAGUACACCUUCUCCAAGGACCCCAUCUUCUUCACUGGCCUGGCGUCCGAGCCCGGAGCCAGGUCCAUGAACGUCAGCAUCUGGGGCUUUCGGGGCAACUUCCUAACCCGCAAGUGGGUCUCGUACACCAUCGACUUCAGCGAGCUGCUCAGCCGGACCUGCGAGGACAAGGACUACACCAUCUGGCUGGCUCACUCCAGCGAUCCCAGUGACCCCAGUGACGGCUGCAUCCUGGGCUACAAGGAGCAGUACCGGCGCCUCCGCAAGUCCUCAGUGUGCCAGAAUGGCCGGGACUACACGGUGACCAAGCAGCCAUCCAUCUGCCCCUGCACUCUGGAGGACUUCCUCUGCGAUUUUGGCUACUAUCGCCCGGAGAACCAGUCUGUCUGCGUGGAGCAGCCAGAGCUGAAGGGACACGACCUGGAGUUCUGCCUGUACGGCAGGCAGGAGCUGCUCAAGACCAGCGGGUACCGGAAGAUCCCAGGAGACAAGUGUUCAGGAGGGGAAAAUCCAAGCCGGAAAGAGACCGACCUGAAGAAGAAAUGCACCAGCAACUUCCUGAGCCCCAGCCAGCUGGCAGCGUCCUCCAGCUCCACUCCCAUCAUCCUGGCAGUCGUCGGCCUGCUGCUCGUCACCGCCGUGGCCGGGGUGCUCCUCAUCAAGAAAUACGUGUGCGGGGGCAGGUUCCUGGUUCAUCGCUACUCCGUGCUGCAGCAGCACGCGGAAGCCAACGGCGUGGAGGGCAUCGACGCGCUGGACCCCGUCACGCCGGCCGGUAAAGGCGGUUACCACGACGACUCGGACGAGGACCUCCUGGAGUAGCGGCACGGCCGCGCCGUGGCCCGGGGAUGUCGCAGCGCUGCCCGGCGCCUCCAGCCUCGCGAGCAGGCCCCUCCGCGCCGCCUGCCCCCCGUCUCGCGCCUCGCUGGCCUGCUCCUGGCCCGUCCGCCUCGGGCAGCACCGGCUCUGCCGCCCCGAGGGAGGCUUCGCUGCUGGGGUGGGGGGGGGACGCAGGCAGGAUUUUAACUUAACUCUAUUUUAAUGAUAUUUCUUUCCAGCCGUUGGGGGUGGGUGUUUGGUCUUUUUUUUUUUUUUUUUUUUGGGGGGGGGAGGGGGCGUUGUAUUUUUUUUAAGGACAACUAAAUAGGAACGUGGAAGGACCCUUCACUAAGUGCUAGAGUUACUAGAUGCAACUCCCCCGCGGGGAGCAGCGCCCCUAACCCCGCUCUAACAGGGGAAGCUCGCGGCGGCGUUCCGGCACCCAGGAGAGAGGCUUUCCUGCGGCCCCCCUUCCCCGCUGCUGCCCCCCCCGCCCCGUUUCUUCUCCAAAGCAAUACGAGCCGGGCUGCCGGCGCUGCUCGCCGCGCGGGGCAGGCACCCAGCCGUCCCCGUGGCCGGGGCCGAGGGAAAUGCAGCAAUAUUGGAUUCGAGCUUGAAGAUACCUUAACGAGAGGCCGGUGGGGCUCAGUCCCGAGCAGGAGCGGAGGCAGCCGGGGAGGAGCUGCAGAGACCGGCUGAGAGCAGCACCCUCCCUCCCCCCCCGCCCCCCCCAUGGCGGGUAGGUCCCUGUCGCCCUUUGCUGGCAGCUCCCCCCUCUUCUCUCCACUGCUUUGAACCUGCCAGGUUUUGGUCCCAGCACUGUUACAGUCUCCUUACACUGGAAAUCCCUGCGUGGGAGGCUGCUGCACCCGCUCUGCGGCCCUGCACCCUGCUCCCGGCCGCGGCUGGGGCCGUGCGCGGUGCCCUGCGCCGGGACGUGGGCGCAGCCGCCCUUGACGCCUCCCCGGCGCGACUCUGCCCCGCUCGAGCCCGGCGCGAUGUAGCUUGUGCUCUCGGCACGGCCAGCCGGGGGGCUGGUGGUGGUGGUGGUGAUGGUGGUGGUGGUGGGGAGUCUGCAGGACCCGUGGGAGGUGCAGGCAGAGCCCCUGCCCCUCCGGAGCUGUGCAAAAAACCCGCUUCCGUGCCGGCGCGGCGUUGCACGGCGCAGUGCGGCAUUGCACAGCGUGGCACGGCAUGGUGCACCGUCCCCUGCUCCUGGCGCGGCACCAGGCAGCUCGGGCCCUGGGGACAGAGCGUAACCCCCUAACGAAAAGCCAUAGCCCGGCUCCGCAGGACCGGCUGCGGCCAGGCCUGGCCCAGGGGAGGGCGACCGAGGCCUGUGUAGAGUCCUGUAAAUAAACCUGGAUGUGUUAUAACUUUGUACUGGUAUUUUUCUGUAUAUUUGCAAUGUUUGGGUUAGAAAUAAAGCCAAAAUGGACUUUG
Messenger RNA from Rhea pennata, 3713 nucleotides. RefSeq names its product sortilin 1 (gene SORT1). Gene Ontology annotation, molecular function: protein binding. The record is from RefSeq and is a predicted model, not a curated record. Gene Ontology annotation, cellular component: Golgi apparatus; membrane. Gene Ontology annotation, biological process: Golgi to endosome transport; endocytosis; vesicle organization. The transcript is spliced from 20 exons. The coding region runs from base 186 to 2273 and encodes 695 amino acids. Lineage: Eukaryota; Metazoa; Chordata; Aves; Rheiformes; Rheidae.